Messenger RNA from Daucus carota subsp. sativus, 1355 nucleotides. Its product is annotated as phosphoribosylglycinamide formyltransferase, chloroplastic. NCBI's taxonomy places the organism in Eukaryota, Viridiplantae, Streptophyta, Magnoliopsida, Apiales, Apiaceae. The transcript has 5 exons. The record is from RefSeq and is a predicted model, not a curated record. Gene Ontology annotation, cellular component: chloroplast; cytoplasm. Bases 205 to 996 code for a protein of 263 amino acids. Gene Ontology annotation, biological process: 'de novo' IMP biosynthetic process. Gene Ontology annotation, molecular function: phosphoribosylglycinamide formyltransferase activity.
CGUUUUGUCUAAUAUUCCCCAAACACGGUCUCCCUGGAAUCUAAACUUCUAAAACCCUGUGGAGGUUUCUGAAGUUCUAACAAUUCAGCCACACAUAUUCAACAAAAGCUUGUCUGAAUUUUUCAUUCACAUCUCUUUAAGUCACCUGUUUCAUCUUCUUGUGUGACCCAUUGAAUUAAAAUCGAGAAAAAUCAAGUCUUUUUCAUGGAAGCUCAAGCCAUAAAUCCUCAUUUUCCCACAACUCUAAACUCUAAAAAUCGUAACUUUAUGGCAAAAAUCACUUGCUUUCCUCAAUCCCCAACUUGGGUUUCAUGUAAAAGUCACAAUCUUUCGUUUGUUCCAGAAUUUGGAACCUCUUUGAAGAAGGAUUUAAGUUUGAGAAGCAGCUGUGUUGUAAAAGCAAAGGUGGGUAGUGAUGGUGGUGAGGAAUUGGGAGAAGGGGUUAGCAGGAAAAAUCUGGCUGUUUUUGUAUCCGGGGGCGGUUCGAAUUUUCGGUCUAUUCAUGAGGCCAUUCUUGAUGGAAGAAUUAAUGGGGAUAUUGUUGUUUUGGUGGCAAGUAAAGCUGAAUGUGGAGGUGCAAAUUAUGCAAGAAACAAGGGAAUACCUGUCAUUGUAUUCCCUAAAACCAAAAGUGGAUCUGAAGGUUUAUCUCCACAUGAUCUCGUAAGUGCUCUGAGGAAGUUUAAAGUCGACAAUGUUCUGUUAGCUGGAUUUUUGAAGCUUAUACCAGCUGAGUUGAUUCGUGCUUAUCCGAAGUCCAUACUAAACAUCCAUCCCUCUCUUCUUCCAUCUUUUGGAGGUAAAGGUUACUAUGGUAUGAAGGUGCAUAGGGCUGUCAUCGCUUCUGGAGUAAGAUACUCAGGGCCCACAAUCCAUUUUGUUGAUGAACAUUAUGACACGGGACGUAUCCUUGCCCAGAGAGUCGUUCCAGUGCUUGUUACUGACACGGCAGAGGAGCUGGCUGCAAGAGUUCUUCAAGAGGUCUUCGAAUUUUGAGCACCUCAGAACAUCAAGUAUACGUGGAGGUAGCUGCAGCUUUGUGCGAAGAACGGAUUAUCUGGAGGGAAGAUGGUGUUCCUCUAAUCCGGAGCAAGGACGACCCUGAUAAAUUUAGUUAGUGGAUCACAUUCUGUAUCAUCAAUUUUGCACAAAAAGAAGCUCGCGUUGCAUUUUUGUCUUUAUGCAUCAUGCAUCAGGGUGAAUUUAUGUUCCUGUGAUCUGUGGAUUUCCCCCUUACAAGGUUUUAAAUAUUGUUCAUGUUAAGCAUAUUUAUUAGGCAAAUAAUGUGACAUUGUGUAACUUCGAUGUACCAUAAGAGGCGAGCCUUCUUCUUUUUAACAAAUCAUUAACAUGAA